GAAGAAGGGUGAAAGUGGCUGCGAAGGGUUUCAGGAGGGUUUAGGGAGGGAUAAAGUGCGGGGUGGGGGUUGAGGAAGUUGGCAGUGACGACUAUGGUGGUUGGACUAAAUUGUUCUCCACUGUUUUGAUGAAACUCAAGCGCCCCUCAGAUUAGAAGCGCAUGAAGAAUUCAGAAGCCAGUAUUCUCUGAAGGAUAAAUCAAACCAUUCGAGGAAGCGAGGAGCCCAGUUGAAGCUAUCUCAGGAAAUAUUUUGGUGAGUCAGUUAUGUUUGGUUUUCUCUGUUCAAGACAGCUACUAGUACUCAAACACAGGAGGACCCAUUUGGGUUUUCUUCAGCAAACUGGUGCCUUUAUUGUCAAAUCGUUUACAUCAGUUGGUAGUUUAGUUGAAUCUAAUGAAAAACCAGAAGAGGAGAAACAUUCUUUUGUAGUGUCUUACCUCAUAAACUCUUGUGGGUUGUCCGCAAAAUCUGCAAUUUUAGCAUCCCGGAGCGUAGUAUUUCAGAACCCAGAGAAACCAGACUCGGUGCUGAAUUUUCUUAAAGAGAAUGGAUUCAGCAAUGCCCAGAUCACCCAAAUCGUCAGGAGUCAUCCACUGGUUCUUUUAGCUCACCCUGAGAAGACCCUUUUGCCCAAGAUUGAGCUUAUCCGUUCCAUAGGGGUUUCGAGCUCUGACCUCACUACCAUUAUUGCUUCAAACACAUUACUGUUCAAAACCAACUUAAAGAAACGUCUAAUCCCCUCCUAUGAUUUCCUUAAGACUGUACUUGUUGACGAGAAAGUCCUGACAACUUUCAAGCGCUCACCACGUGCUUUUCUAUCCGAUGUAACGAAUACUAUGGCUCCCAACAUUGCACUUUUGAGACAACUUGGAGCGCCUCUGUCUACAAUCUCUAUCUUCGUAAGUAAUUAUCCCUCAACAGCGUCUAUUAAUCAUGCUAGGUUUGUUGAGGCUGCCCACCAGGUUACGGAAAUGGGAUUUGAUCCCUUAAAAACGGUGUUUGUCCUGGCAAUCCAAGCAUUAUUGAAGAUGAGUAAACCAAAGCUGGAAUCAAGAUUGGAGCUUUAUAAGAGGUGGGGUUGGUCAAGGGACAUGGCCCUCGCAGCAUUUAAAAGGCAUCCAAAUUGUAUGGUAGUUUCAGAAGAGAAUAUCACGAAAACAAUGGAUUUCCUUGUGAACAAAAGUGGUUGGCCAUCAACAGAUGUUGCUGCAAAUCCUCAAGUUAUAAUUUUAAGCUUGGAAAAAAGAAUUAUCCCUCGGUGGUCGGUUGUUCAAAUUUUGCUAGCCAAGGGUUUGGUCAAGAAUAACUUGGCGUUGGGGACUUUCUUGCUACCGAGUGAGAGGGUGUUUUUGGAGAAGUUUGUGAGCAGAUUUCGGGAUGAUGUUCCUCAAUUGUUGAAAGUAUAUCAGGGUAAGAUGUCUGCUUCAUGUAGCAUUUCAGUCUGAGAAGUUGGCUGGAAAUGCAGCUCGUGACAACUAGAAGAAGAAGAUCAUUCCAAGGCAUAUUCUGCUGGCUUGGAGGAACGAUGAAGAGCUUGGGAAGUUACUUGCAGGUGUUACCAUUGCUCAUGGUGGUGUCCUUCCCAACACCAACCCUCUUCUCUUGCCGAAGAAGACGGUGGACAAGGCUGCCAAAGAGCCCAAGUCUCCAAAGAAGGCUUAGUUUUCUCUAGUCAAUCGAUUUGCUUCUUUUUCAUUUGUAUGCAAUCUGGGUGUAGGAUGGAUCUUGUUUUUUGUUGUUUGUUUGUAUAAAUUAUUUUUAAUUUACCACUGAUUUGUCUUUGUCAGGAAUUUACUUGCUCCUCACUUUCCGUCCAAACAAGCACCCAAAAUCUGCAAUAUUUGGAAAACUGCAUUUCAGAUUUGAGGGCUAAUUUUCCAAGUCUAUGUAAGGGCUUUUGGGAUACGAUUUUUCAAGAGAAAGGAGGCAUUAUUUCCAGUGAACAAAGAGCAUAUUUCUUUAUGUGCUAAGAGAGAAAAACUCAUGUUCUUAUGCUUUCAAUUGCUUCUCUUUGUUAGCCUUUGCUGUAAACCAUUACUGUUCAUCAACAACAAUCAAAGUCUACUGAAGUUCUAGAAAAGGAGAUCAAGUAGAAGAAUUGUCCAGAUAUUUUGGGAGAGCUAAUGUAAUAGAGGUAACGUGGGUCGCUUGUCUUCAUAAUUUUUUUGUAAUGGUUUGUGUGAUGAUAAAUUUUUAAAUUCCACAUUAUAUUUGUGAAUACCUAUUAAACCCCCCUUCUAGGUACUAGUGGAUUC
Messenger RNA from Alnus glutinosa, 2258 nucleotides. RefSeq lists its product as uncharacterized. The record is from RefSeq and is a predicted model, not a curated record. Gene Ontology annotation, molecular function: double-stranded DNA binding. NCBI's taxonomy places the organism in Eukaryota, Viridiplantae, Streptophyta, Magnoliopsida, Fagales, Betulaceae. The transcript has 2 exons. Gene Ontology annotation, cellular component: chloroplast. Gene Ontology annotation, biological process: chloroplast organization; regulation of DNA-templated transcription. Bases 267 to 1448 code for a protein of 393 amino acids.